Molecule: messenger RNA, 2316 nt
Organism: Dioscorea cayenensis subsp. rotundata (Guinea yam)
Lineage: Eukaryota; Viridiplantae; Streptophyta; Magnoliopsida; Dioscoreales; Dioscoreaceae
Product: 65-kDa microtubule-associated protein 1-like
Exons: 11
Coding region: 270-2030 (586 amino acids)
Biological process (GO): microtubule cytoskeleton organization; cytokinesis by cell plate formation
Cellular component (GO): cytoplasm; spindle
Molecular function (GO): microtubule binding
Source: RefSeq, a predicted model, not a curated record
AUCGGUAUUCCAUUUCUUAGCUUCACUGUGCGUUUGAGAGAGAGGUAGAGAAAGAGGGGGGGAAGCGAGAAGACCUUCAGAUCUCUCUAAGCACGAGGAUCUUGAGGAGUUUUGAGCUUGGAGGAAACCCUAAGUAUUUUAAUCAAAUUGUGAAACCACCUGAAAUUGUUUGAAAGCAGCUCGGGAGAGUGUAUUCUUCAUCAAUCUUCUUGGCUGCACUGACUUUGUAUCUUACUGAGGCCAGGUCAAUUGAGGUAGUGAUUGUCGUCAUGGGAACACAGGAUCCAUUGUCUCGUGAAACAACAUGUGGCUCUUUACUUCAACAGUUGCAGAUAAUCUGGGAUGAGGUUGGUGAGAGUGAUGAUGAACGAGAUAAAAUGCUGCUCCAACUUGAGCAAGAGUGUUUGGAUGUUUAUAGAAAUAAAGUGGAUCAAGCUUCAAGGUCAAGGGCACACCUUCUUCAGGCAUUGGCUGAUUCCAAAGCUGAAUUUGCCAGGCUUCUUUGUUCCCUUGGAGAACAAAGUGUUGCAGGCAUUCCUGAGAGGUCAUCUGGUACAAUCAAAGAGCAAUUAGCAUCCAUAGCACCAGCGUUGGAACAGUUAUGCAAGCAGAAAGAGCAGAGGAUAAAAGAAUUUGCUGAUGUUCAGGCACAAAUUCAGAAAAUUAGUGGAGAAAUUGCUGGAAAUUUGAAAAUUGGUGAGCAUGUGGAAACUCCUGCUGUUGAUGAGGAUGACUUGUCACUAAAGAAGUUAGAUGAGUUCCACUCUCAGCUCCAAGAAUUGCAUAAAGAAAAGAGUGAAAGGCUGCACAACGUCCUCGACUUUGUUAGUGUGAUACAUGAUCUUUGUGCUGUUCUGGGAAUGGAUUUCUUCAGUACUAUAACUGAAGUUCACCCAAGUUUAGAUGAUUCUAUUGGUGUCCAGUCCAAGAGCAUUAGUGAUAAUACCUUAUCGAUGCUUUCCAGGACAAUCUUGUCACUGAAAGAAGAUGAGAAGUCAAGGCUUAAGAAGCUUCAAGAAUUAGCCUCACAACUAUGUGACCUUUGGAAUUUAAUGGAUACUCCUGAGGAAGAGCAAAGUUUAUUUAGUCAUAUCACCUGUAAUAUCUCUGCUUCAGUGGAUGAUGUCUCUACUCCUGGAGCCCUUGCCCUUGACUUGAUUGAGCAGGCCGAAAUUGAAGUUGAGCGGCUUGAUCAACUAAAGGGAAGCAAGAUGAAGGAAAUAGCUUUGAAGAAACAAGCUGAACUAGAAGACAUCUAUGCUCGUGCCCAUGUAGAGAUAGAUACAAUGGCUGCGAGGGAGAACAUUGUAUCUUUAAUCGAGUCUGGGAAUUUUGAACCUUCAGAGCUACUAAAUGACUUGGAUAAUCAGAUUUCAAAAGCCAAAGAGGAAGCACUAAGCAGAAAAGAAAUAUUGGAGAAGGUUGAGAAAUGGAUGUCAGCUUGUGAGGAAGAAAGUUGGCUUGAGGACUACAAUCGGGAUGAAAACAGGUAUAACUCGAGCAGAGGAGCCCACUUAAAUCUCAAGCGUGCAGAGAAAGCUCGUGUGUUAGUUAAUAAAAUUCCAGCGCUUGUUGAUACUCUGGUGGCGAAGACCCGAACAUGGGAAGAGGACCACGGUUUCGCAUUUACAUAUGAUGGUGUUCCUCUUCUAGCCAUGCUCGAUGAAUAUACUAUUCUCAGGAGAGACAAAGAGGAAGAAAAACGUAGAAUGAGGGAUCAGAAGAAGUUUCAUGAGCAACUGACAACAGAACAGGAAGCUAUUUUUGGCUCAAAGCCAAGUCCAGCAAGAUCUCUUGGCCCGAAGAAAGCAGUAGGACCUCGUGCCGGUGGAGGUGUGCCAAAUGGAACACCGAACCGGAGGUUAUCACUUAACACCCACAAUAACAGCAUGAAUGGUGGGAGAUCGACAGCUAGAGACGGAAGGAGAGAGAGCGCCCGCCUGGCAGCUCCGAUAAACUACGUCGCCAUUGCAAAGGAAGAAGCAGCAUCUUAUGUUUCCAGCAAUGAUCCAAUUCCUGCAUCCCCAUGAUGUAAAAAUUUCGUAUUCGAGUCAUAAGAAGUUUAGGUAGUUAAUGUUGGCAAAUUCCAUUGGUGCAGUUGCUAAUCCUUAAUCUUGGAUUACUAAACAAUCAUCAGUGUUAGUGACUGAUGUAAUCUUAGGAUUAUCUUUUAGUGAUUUGUAUCUCAAAAAAGAAAAUGGGAACUUGAGGAGCCCCUUUUGUAAAAUUCAUGGUUGUGACCAGUGCUUGAGUGAUAUGGUUGUAUAGUGUAAAACUAAACAAGCAAAAUAUACAGGGGCCUUUGUUGAUAAUUGA